GUGAAUGAGGAGGGAUCCCUGCGCCCGUGACAGCCGCCUCAGCGCCGCGGGGCCGUGAUGCCCGGGCUGUAGCCGCCGCCCCGCCCGCCCGCCCGCCCGCCCGGCGCAGCCGCCGCCCGGAGCACGGAGCAUGCCUCGGAGCCCGGCAGCCGGCAAACAUGAGUCUUCGCCGCCGCCGGAGCCGGAGCAGCAGCCACCGCCGGAGCCGCCCCAGCUGCAGCCGCAGCCCCAGCCGCAGCCCCAGCCCGGCGCGGCCGCGGGGCAGGGUGCGGGCAGCCCCCGCGACGAGGCGCUGUAUGCCAGCAUCCCGCCCGGCCCCGGCCCCGGCCCCGGCCCUGGCCCCGACCCGCCGCCGCCCGGGCGGAUGGAGGAGCCCGCGGCCAACGCCAUCGUGGUGCGCAUCGGCAUCCCGGACCUGCAGCAGACGAAAUGUCUACGGCUAAAUCCUGAUGUUCCCAUAUGGGUCUCCAAACAGCGCAUUCUCUGCACCCUGAACCACAGCCUCAAGGAUGUUUUGAACUACGGGCUUUUCCAGCCAGCCUUCAAUGGCCGGGCUGGAAAAUUCCUGGAUGAGGAGCGGCUGCUGAGGGAAUACCCGCUGAAUCCUGACACUCCUGUCCCCUACCUGGAGUUCCGGUAUAAGAGGCGUGUGUACACCCAGAGCCUGCUGGACGACAAGCAGUUCGCCAAGCUCCACACCAAGGCAAACCUGAAGAAGUUCAUGGAGUACGUGCAAAUGCUAAAUGUGGAGAAGGUCUGCAGACUGCUGGAGAAGGGACUGGACCCCAACUUCCAUGAUCCGGACACUGGAGAAUGCCCUCUGACCAUGGCGGCCCAGCUGGAGUACAGUGCGGACACCGUCAAGGCCCUGAGGAACGGAGGAGCUCACCUGGACUUCAGGACUCGGGAGGGCAUGACAGCUCUCCACAAGGCCGUCCGGUGCCGGAACCACGCCGCCCUGAUGACGCUCUUGGAUCUGGGCGCCUCCCCGGAUUACAAGGACAGCAGAGGAUUGACUCCUUUGUACCACAGCGCCAUGGUGGGAGGGGACCCGUACUGCUGCGAGCUUCUGCUGCACGACUACGCCAAGGUCGGCUGCAUAGAUGAGAACGGCUGGCAGGAGAUUCACCAGGCAUGUCGCUACGGCCACGUGCAGCACCUGGAGCAUCUUCUCUUCUACGGAGCCGAUAUGACGGCGCAGAACGCCUCAGGAAACACUGCGCUCCACAUCUGUGCUCUCUACAACCAGGAGAGUUGUGCCCGGGUUCUCCUGUUCCGCGGGGCGAGCAAAGAGAUUCGCAACUACAACAGCCAGACCGCGUUCCAGGUGGCUAUCAUUGCAGGAAAUUUUGAACUGGCUGAAAUCAUCAAAACCCACAAAGAGUCCGAUGUUGUGCCUUUUAGAGAAACCCCCAGCUACACGAAGAGGAGACGGAUCACGGGUGCCGGCGGCCUCUCCUCCCCGCGCCUGCUGCAGCGCUCCGCCAGCGACAACAACUUGAAAGCCGAGAGCCGCCCGUCGUACUCGCCAGUGCCCUCGCUCCGCAGCCUGCCCCCACAGCUGCUGGCGCAGAUGCAGGAAGCGGCUGUCGGGGUGGGAGUGGGGGACAGUAGCCUGGCGAGCACGGGCAGCUCCCGGAGCGCGCACAGCCGCUCCCCGUCUCUGCAGCGCGUGCAGGAAGAGAGGGAGGUCGACAUUCACACUCUCAGGAGAAGCAGCCGCGCAAGGGCCAGCCCCGGCGCCGCGCCCCCGGGCCCGGGCCCCGCGCCCGCCCCGCACGCCCCGCACGCGCCGCUGCCCGGGCCCAAGCGCAAGCUGUACAGCGCCGUGCCCGGCCGCCGCUUCAUCGUGGUGCAGAGCUACGCGCCGCAGGGCGACGGCGAGAUCCAGCUCAACCGGGGCGAAGCCGUCAAGGUGCUGAGCAUCGGCGAAGGUGGUUUCUGGGAAGGAACGGUGAAAGGACGCACUGGCUGGUUCCCGGCAGAAUGUGUUGAAGAGGUGCAGAUGCGACAUGAUGCACGGCAAGAAACAAGAGAAGACAGGACAAAGCGUCUCUUCCGACAUUAUACUGUGGGUUCUUAUGACAACUUCACCUCUCACAGUGACUACAUCAUUGAGGAGAAGACGGCCGUGCUGCAGAAGAGGGAGCAUGAGGGAUUCGGGUUUGUGUUGCGAGGGGCCAAAGCGGAGACUCCGAUUGAGGAGUUCACCCCAACCCCCGCUUUCCCAGCUCUCCAGUACCUGGAAUCCGUGGACGUGGAAGGUGUGGCCUGGAGAGCAGGACUCCGCACUGGGGACUUUCUGAUAGAGGUGAAUGGUGUGAACGUGGUGAAGGUGGGGCACAAGCAGGUGGUGUCCCUGAUCCGUCAAGGGGGAAACCACCUGGUGAUGAAAGUCGUCUCUGUCAGCCGCAAGCCAGAAUCGGAAGAAGUCGUUCGGAAAAAGGCCCCACCGCCGCCCAAGAGAGCCCCCAGCACCACGCUGACGCUGCGCUCCAAGUCCAUGACGGCAGAGCUGGAGGAGCUAGCCUCGAUGCGGAGGAGAAAAGGGGAGAAACUGGAUGAAAUCUUGGCAGCAGCUGAGCCCUCUCUGAGAGCCGACAUUGUGGAAGCGGAUUCCAGGGCGGCCACUGUGAAGCAACGACCGACAAGCCGGCGCAUCACGCCAGCAGAGAUCAGUUCACUAUUCGAGCGCCAGGGGAUGGCAGCGCAUUCGGGGGUCCACACUGGGGCGGAGAAACCCCACGUCUCGCUACGCAAAGGAAUUCCACGGACCAAGUCCGUAGGUGAAGAUGAGAAACUCACCGCUUCUUUAAUGGAUGGGAAGUUUCCGCGGAGCACUUCGAUGCAAGACACAGUUAGGGAAGGGCAUGGCAUCCCACCCCCGCCUCAGACAGCUCCUCCCCCGCCUCCGUCUCCAUAUUACUUUGACACGGGCCCUCCCCCAUCCUUCUCCCCACCGCCGCCCCCCGGAAGAGCUUAUGACACCAUCAGAUCGAGCUUUAAGCCAAGCCUGGAGGCCAAGCUCCAUGGGCUCCCACAGGUGAUCAGUGCAGCUGAAAUGUACGACCAGGCAAGGACGUCUGUGCCCUACCCUGAGCGGCAAAAGAGAGCCCGAUCCAUGAUAAUCCUACAAGACUCCUCUCAUCUUCCUGUUGAACCGACGGAAAUCCCCCGGCCUGGCCCCUCCGCCACCCCCCCAGAGAAGCUGAAAAGGAAAGGGAGAGUGAUCGACAACCCUUACGCCAACAUGGGCCAGUUCAAUGUCAGCCUGUUUGCUCCCACCAAGCCCCAGAGGAAGAAAAGUCCACUGGUCAAGCAGCUCCAAGUAGAGGAUGCGCAGGAGAGAGCAGCUUUGUCCAUUGUGGGAGGCUUCACGAGGGAGCCCUCUCCCACGCGCAGGAGCCAUCGCCUGAGUGGCAUUGAAUAUCAGCACCACCCUGGCAUCGCUCAGGUCGAGCCCACAAGCAUCCCCUUCGCCACUGCCAUUGCCGGAGUCAUGAAGGACAGAGACCGUCGUCUGGAUGAGAAGCGGAAAUCCACUGUCUUCCUCUCGGUUGGGGCCAUUGAGGGAAGCCCCCCCAGCAUCGACAUGCCAUCCCUGCAGCAGUCCAGGUCUAUUGAUGAGCGGCUGUUAGGAAGCCGAGAUGUGCUACUGCCUUCACCUGUCUCAGCUUUAAAGCCAUUAAUUAGCAGCUCAUCCUCAACAUUCAUCCAUCCCCUGACAGGAAAGCCCCUGGAUCCAAACUCACCACUGGCACUUGCGCUGGCCGCAAGGGAGCGGGCCCUGUCCACUCAAGUCCCAUCCAGAUCGCCCACCCCAAUCCACAGCCCAGAUUCAGAAAGAGCAGCACCCCUGUUUGUGGACAUCCAAACCAAAGAACCAGAAAGGGGGGAGUUAGAGGGCUUAGUGUCUCCUGCUUUCUCACCUGGAGGCAAAGGGGCAGUUGGAGCAGAUUCUGGAGCUUUGGCCCCUGCAAAGAGCCAGUGGGGGACCCCGACGACAGUGAGGAAGGAGAUGGAGAUAAGAGCAGAAACACCUGGGAAAGAGGAAAAAAAACCAGAAGACAAGAAGUCCAUGAUCAUUAGCAUAGUGGACACAUCACAGCAAAAGACAGCAGGCCUCAUCAUGGUCCAUGCAACAAGUAAUGGCCAAGACGAGAUAGGACUUGAGGUGAAAGAGGAGAAGCCAGCUGUUCCUGAAGAAUGCACGGAGCCAGCAGAGCUGCCCAAGGCGGAGACCCAGCCCAGCCCUGUGGGAAAGCCUCCGGUAAGUCCAGUCUCUGACAAAACAUUGGGACAAGGGAGUUCAGAGGAGGAAGUGGAGCCCUACACAGUUACCCUCCCGCCAGCCCAGCUGUCCUCAAGCGAUGAAGAGACCAGGGAGGAGCUGGCCAAGAUUGGGCUGGUGCCUCCACCAGAUGAGUUUGCGAACGGGGUACUCGUCACCACACCUGGCACACCAAUCAGCCAACUGGCAAAGCCUAGCACGCCAUCCAUACCAGCGGCAGCAGUAGCACCUUCUACCACUGGUGGAACACCCUCAGGGAAGCCCUCUGAUGCCCCCGGAGCCCCAGAGUCUGCUGCAGACUCAGGAGUGGAAGAGGUGGACACCAGAAGUUCAAGUGACCAUCACCUGGAGACGACAAGCACCAUCUCUACCGUCUCCAGCAUGUCUACGUUGUCCUCAGAGAGUGGGGAGCCUACAGAUACAUACACUUCCUUUGCGGAUGGACAAACUUUUAUACUCGAGAAGCCACCAGUGCCUCCAAAGCCAAAACUCAAGUCCCAGCUCAGCAAGGGGCCAGUUACUUUCAGGGACCCACUUUUGAAGCAGUCUUCGGACAGCGAGCUCAUCUCCCAGCAACAUGCGGCCACGCUGGCUUCAGCCAGUGUUGGUCGGCCACGCUACCUCUUUCAGAGAAGGUCCAAGCUAUGGGGGGACCCCAUGGAGAGCAGGCCAGUCCACGGGGCUGAUGAUGACAAGCCAACUGUGAUCAGUGAGCUAAGUUCCCGGCUACAACAGCUGAAUAAGGAUACGCGAUCACUGGGGGAGGAACCUACCGGGUCCACUUUAGAUCCCGGGAAGAAGUCACCUGUGGUCGCAGCACGACUUUUCAGUAGUUUAGGAGAACUCAGCACCAUUUCCCAGCGGAGCUCCGGAACCACCUACACGGUUCGACCCGGCAGCCGCUACCCCGUCACCCGACGUACUCCCAGCCCAGUGAAGCCCGCCCUGGAUCGGACAGAGCCUCUCAGCACCGUGCGGCCCUACGGCCUGACCCCCCCCACCAUUCUCAAAUCUUCCAGCCUCUCCAUCCCACAUGAGCCCAAGGAGGUGCGCUUCGUAGUGCGCAGCGUGAGUGCCCGGAGCCGGUCCCCGUCCCCCUCACCCUCUCCUGGGCCACCCCUGCACACGCUCCACCCACCACGGCCCUUCAUGCAGAAACCCCUGCACCUGUGGAACAAGUAUGAUGUAGGGGACUGGCUGGAAAGCAUCAACCUGGUGGAGCACCGAGACAAGUUUGAGGACAAUGAGAUCGAGGGCACACACCUGCCUGCCCUCACCAAGGAGGACUUCGUGGAGUUAGGGGUCACACGGGUGGGGCACCGCAUGAACAUUGAGCGGGCACUCAAGCAGCUGGUCGACAGCUGACCAUCCUAGGCAGUGCUGGCCUCUUCCAGAGCCACUGGACGGGGAGGGGGCAUUUCUACCAGGCUAAUAAACAAAACCCAAUUGGAUUCUUUCUAUUCUGACCACUGCACUGAAGGGCGAGGAGCCGCGGAGCCCCUGCUCCUGCUUGCACUCGCGCGCAGAGCCCGACCCACGCGCCCUGCACCAGAGCGCCGCCGCCUCCGGGAACAGGAAUGUUGCAUGACGCGCUCGUCUCCGUUCCUCAGAGUCCGCCCUGUACAUCGCUCGGCGCCGUUCCCAAGGCACGUCGCUGCUGGCUGGCCGGCGGGGUCGAGGCACCGUGCCUGGUCAGGCCCAAGCCCCUGUCUUGGGGUCUGGGCCACGCAGUGGAGCCUGGUUUGCCUGUGUGGAGCAGGGACAGGAGGGCCAGCAUCGCUGGUGCAGAUCAGGAGACAGCCCAGCCCAGGUCCUGGGGCGCACCAUGGAGGGGGCUUCACCACACAGUGCUGGUCACUUCAAGCCAUGGUCUGAGCUGAUGGGCAUCAAUCAAGGUCCUGGGCUCUGGGCCAGGCACCGUGUGCACUGCCAGGUCAGCCCUCCCUGGUGUGGCUGGCGCACGGCUUGCUGGGUCAGAGGUGCGCGGAGGCUGAGUGCAGGCUGCUCCCAGGGGCAGGAGGGCAGGCUGGAAAGCGCAGCUGUGGAAAGAGGAAUGCACAGUGCUGGCACUGGUAAGACUGGGAAGGCGGCAGCAGGGCAGGCCCUGACCACCUGGAGCAUAGCAGGAGCCGAAGAGUGGUGCGAGGCAGGCAGCAUGUGGCCCAGAGGCCACCUGCCAGGACAGGCAGGGUUCGGGGCACCUGGCAGGCCUGGGAAGCACAGCAGCAAGCACACAACAGGAGGAAGGGCUCCAGCUCAAAGGCCCAGUGGAAUUGGCAGCAAAAGGGCCAUUCUGGGUGAAUGCCUAAGCUACUGGUUGAGGAUGAGCCAUGCAGCAGAGAGACAUCUAGCCUGCUCCCUCCCUGCCCAUAGCUGCGCCUCCCUGGAGUGACCACCCGCGCCCAUCCAGCCCCAGAGAGGAGGAAACCUAUUGCCAUGACAGCAAGAAGACUGUGAUGACCCUGGUGCGAGAGACCAGCCUUUGGACUCUGUGUUCCUUUGCCCUAUUGCCCUGGUGAGAGGGACUGAAACCGCAUGGAUAGAAGCAUGUUUGGGGGAUGUCGGAGGGAGCCUGGCGGGGAAUCCAGCAGAAAUGCUUUGCCAACGUUUGGGGGGUGGGGGAACGGGGUGUUAUUUCCUCUUGGUUCGGGGUCGUUUCUAAGGGGGACACAUUGAUGGGUAAUAUAUAAUCUCCGUGCAUUUAUGUAGAGCAGCUGAUGAUCAACAAGAGAUGAUGCUAACUACAGGAUUCCCACUCCGUCCUAGUCAUCCUUAUUUUGCAUCUUUUUAAUCAGCUAUAUAUUUGAAAAGAGAAGAGAACAAAUAUCUAUAUAUCUAUAUCUAUAGCUAUAGCCACCUGAUUUUGUUAUAAUUUUACUAAACCUAUGUAACUCUAGACUCCUUGCGAUGCGGCUGGGUGGGGGUCUCCAUGCCCCCGCUCCCGGGAUGCUCACGACUCCCGGGCCUUUUUAAGUGACUGACUGAAUGAAUGUUAAAGUCUUUUUUACAAAAAAACCCGACAGCUCCUUCCAGACACUCUGGAUUUUAAAGAUUUAGAAACACAGAAUCAAGCUUGGUUUUUGGGACACACCAAGUCUUCCACCCCCAGGCAGAGGUGCGGAGCUGGCACGCUUCCACGGCACCACAGGCCCCACGCCUCUGGCAGGCACGGGGCUCCCACCGCUUCAGGUCUUCUGCCUGCAGUCCUGGGAGUAAGAGCCAUCAUUGUGACACCGAGCACUUAAACUGCGCUGUAGACGUCUAAGUGCUGGGGAGACCUUGCUAGAAGAGUGGGACCAGGCCACGGCGCAGCCUGGGCUGCUCCCGUGAGCGCCUGUGUGUCAGGGCAAGGCAAGGAGGGGGCUGAGCAGGGCUUUCCAGGGCAGAGGCAGUCAUGGGGCAGGAAAGGAGCCUGGCUCCAGAUUCUGCCCCUGAGCUGGAGUUUUGCUCUGAGACCCCAGCCCUGGGAUAGGCAGAGGCCCUGCAGGGGAGGAGGAGCAGUGGGGAGGAACAGCUUUGGUGAGGGGCCUAGCCAAGUGUGGCUUGGGGGCUGUGCCACCAGGAGCAGCUUGGCAUGGCCCUGGCACCAGUGAAGCUGUUUUCCUGCCCUCAGAGCCCUCGGGGCAGGCAUCACAGGGGCAGAUGCUGCAAGAAGAAACGUCCCUUGCUCUGUGGUGCUGAGCAGGGCCUGGAGGGUCUGGGCAGAGCUGGGGAGACCCAUGGCUGGAGCUUAGGCUCAUGCUUCUCCCUUCCAGACGUGAUGACCUAAGUUGUGUCAGGCCUCAGGUCUGCCCCAUGCCCUUCCUCCAUCACUCAGAAGAGCUUUCUCCCAGGGGUAGUUGCAGAGGAAGGAUGUGAGCAGGGCUGCGGUGUCCUGCAGGGCCUCGUGCCAAAGGCACCCAGUCUUGCCUGGGAGCGCCAUGAUCCAGGGACCUUGCCUUGGUCUGGCACUCCCCGGCCCAUCACCAUCCUAGCUAGGUGCCUCGGCUCUGGGUGCAGCAGGGCUCAGCCCUGCCCGCUCCGAGGGGAGCAGCUUGGUGACCAGGGGUCCCAGACAGCUGAGGCCCCCGGUGAAGGCAUUAACUCUUGUGGUGCUAGAGGGAAGGACAGGGAAGCUCCACUCCGAUCCUCACUCAUCUCUGACCUUGACACGUCAGCUGGUGAAAAGUCCCAGGCCACGUGCUGGGCUCUGCAGCCUCCCCGACCCCCAGGCAGGCCUGGGCCACGCUCUGCAGUGCUGUCUCGUGUCCCGAGCUGACUCCUGGCACAAGGUGGGGAAGACUUGGCCUGGGCAGCCCUGCCCAGAGUGCCCUAGACUCUGCCUCCCAGUGUGGUCCUGCCCCUUUCCUCUCCUCAGCAGCAACCCAGAGCUCACGGCUUGCGGCAGGGCUAUGAGGAAGGGGAGAGGCUGGUGCCUCAGUGCCCCCUUGGCCUGAGAACAAGACACCCGCUCUCGCCACGAGGCAGCCUGAAGUCUCGCCUGAAACCCUCCCACACGCAGCCACAGCCUCAACAGCAGCCAUUGCUUUCAUAUCACCCCAUGCUGCCAGACCCACAUCACGGCCUGUGCCCCAGCCCAGCACCCAGCAGCCCAUCCCAUGCCCAACAUCCAGCCUCUGAACCAGGGGCCCAGAUAACCGCGAUGCCAUGAGCCCAGCUCACCUUCCUUCUCCCACAUCCCUGUCCUCAACCCAAUGGUUAAGCCCUCCCCUGCACACCAUCCCUCCGUACCCAACCUGCCUUCCCACACAUGCCCCCUCUCCCACCCCCCACAUCUAUUAUGCCACAUCCAACCCCAACACCAGCUCACGCACCAUACCACACUCACAUCACUCUGCAUGUACUCAUCAUGCACCCUGCACAUGGCAGCCCUGAACACAGCCUGGCCGUGCGUACCCAACAUACACACCCCACCUUCCCAUUGCCUAGUGAUGCCUUGGCCAGCAUCUAGCACGCUUGGUCCUAGCACAGCACUGACACCCUGCAGCGCUGACCCACUGCAAGCCUGGAACUAAUCAUUCCACACUGCAGCCCAUGCCAGCAAUGCUGCCUCAUGCCCUGUGAUCAUGCCUGCACCCAUUGGCACAUUCAGAUCCCCUAUAGCCAAAGCCCUGCAACAGAGGCAAGGCCUCGUGCAUCACCAAGUCCCAUCCCUGCCCAUGCUCGUGGCUGUGGCAGACAGUCCCUUUCCAGACAGCGUGAUCCCACCAUGCACUGGGCUAAGCGUUCUGCCGCACCUGGGCGCAUGCUCUUGGGUAGCAGGUAGCAGAGGACACACAGCUCCCUGCCACCACCUCCUGCCCUUGUCCAUUGCCCUGCACCAUGUUCCCUGUGCCUGGCCAGCAGCACAUGCACGUUGCCCUCUGCUCAGCACAUGCCAGCCCCUGCACACCUUCCUGGCCCUACCCACAGCAGCACAGCCCUGCAAACACCUCCUGCCCCUGCCACAGCCGCCUCACCAUGACUGGUUCUGGCUUUCCUUACCACCCCAUCACUGGCAGGCCCCUGCUUCUCUAUGCCCCAUGUUUCAUGCCACACCUCGCUGUGCCAUGGGUGAGCGCCUGCCACCCAUCGAGUCCACCCCUGUGGCCCAGUACAUGCCAUGCAGCAGCCUCUCAUCCUUCAGCCCUGCCCACCACCAGCCCCACCACACCCCCAACAUCCGUCUCCAUUGCCCCGCAAAUCUCCAUCCCGUCCAUAACUCGGAGGGGGUGCCCAAGCCCCACAGUGCCGCCAGCUCUGCUGGACACUGCUCCUAGCAAGCCACUGUUAACACCCAACCAGCCCAGCCCCCUCACAAGUCCUGUUGGGGCCCCUGAGGGGAGCCCAUGGGCCCGGCUCAGCCUGGGGGAGGCUGUCCCAGGGUGGAAGCGCACCUGGUGUUAUCCUGAGUGCAGGUUGGUUCCCAGCUCAUGCUCGGUGAACCCUUGGUCUCUGUCCCUUCUGCAGCUGUUUUGGGGCAAUCUGAUGAGACCCACCUGCACCUGCCUCCGGCUCAAGGAGGCUCGAAGACUGCAGACCUCACCGUGUCUGCAGGAAGUUCGGUCUGGGACCGGGGAUGCUGGACGCCCUCUUCCCAUUUCUGAAGAGCCCCACCUGCUCCCCCAUGGAGCUGCACCUCCUUAAGAGGGCUAGAAAUGGUGUGUGCUGCUGAUUGCAGAGAAGGGCCGUCCCGGGCACCCGCAGGGUGCACCGCAGCUUCCACCCGGCCAAGCAGCUGCAGCCGUACCUGUGUUGAAAACACUGAGUGGCCCUUGGUGUGAGACUGAGGCCUCUGGCGCCAUCAGUCCCAGGGCCACCACGGCUCAUCCCAGUCAGGUAUAACCCAAAAAAAGGUGCCUUCCAACCGUGGUCUCUCCCUCUGGCUCUAGUCCCCAGGUGGCUCCCUGGCCCCUGGUCUUCUCUCUGCCCAGUCACAACACACAGCAUGGCCCAUCAGCACGGCUUCUCCAUGUCACCCCUCCCAGGACAGCUUGCAUCUGUGCUGUGGCUCCUUCCCGCUCCCCAUCCCACAACACAGGGCAGGAGUCAGCGUGAAGACAGGAGACGGCACUGCAGGCACGGCUGGUCUGAGCUGAGCUGAGCGGAUGCCCGGCUGGUGUGGCAUGGGCUGGCGCGGCGUAGCUGUGCCAGCAUGGUGCUCCCCAGCCACCCCGCCCUGCCAAGAGGCAGAGGCACCGGGUGGGCCGAGCCCCACACUAGUGUGGCUGACACAGCUCCCAGGCCCUGUACCGCCUGGCACCAUGUCAGCAGGCCCUGGGGGGAAUGGCCUUGCCCCACAGAGCUCUGGGGAUGCCACGUCCCCACAGCUGGGCAUUGACAUGGCGGGGUGGCCGCAGCCCCAGCACAAAGAUGGGGGCUUGCCAGCUCCCAGCUCCUGCAUGUCUCUGGAGAUUGCUCUGCUGUCCAAAGGAAGCUGCAGAAGUGCCGGGCUGAGGCCAGUCCAGCAGCUCUGCUUGUUGCUUCCUGUCUCCAGAUGACAGAAUCCCAUUCUGUAUCCAUUGAGACACCCCGGGUUCCAGCCAGUUCUGGGGAGAGCCGGGCUGUGGGGACCUCUGCCCCCACCUGGCCUGUCCAGCAACAGGCGGGUGCGCUCCCAGUUCAGUAUAGAAGACUUGCUGCUUCACGGACUCAUUGACUUCCGGGGGAGUCGCAUACCAUGCUCCGCAACAUGCCUAGGGCUUAGGUCCCGAGAUCCCCGUGUGUGUGUGACUGGCGGUGGAGAACUUCUCUUGCACUGUUCACACCCAUCCGCGUCCACUCCAGGACCUUUCCGGGAGCAGGCUGCACACAGCCCUGCUGGCCCCGCAGUCUGGUCCCAGGAUCAUUCCUAGUCUCACUGAGACGGAAAUGUCACGUUCCCGUUACUGUAGCUGCUGCUACUUUUCGUUUUUCAGCUAAAGCAGAGGGUUUUUUCUUUUCCCCAUGUGUAGAUAGCUCUUUUCUGACUCCGUAUCUAUUCUCCUUGCAUUGGCAUCUCCGUUCCAAACAUCUCCAGACAAAUGGAACAUUUCAUUCUGAAAAGCCAUUUAGGAGAAGGCAGAGUAAUGCAGGAAAGGAACCCAAAACAACACCUUAGCGCAAGGUCCAUUCAGAGAACAGCCACACCCCACCCGCCAGGAACCCCUGCUCCCGUUGGGACCUGCCGCGUGCUGAGGUUACUGUGAUUUCUCAACGACGCUGGUUUUCUUCUGUAAAAAUGGGUACAGACUUUUUUUGUUUUGAAUUUUUUUUUUAAGUUGUUGAUAAUUUUUUUGUCCAGCCUAAGUUCGUACAUCCUUUGUUCUUCAAAGAAUUUCUAGAUGUUAAAAACAAGAACAGAACAAAACUCGCAACACUUUGCUCCUGAUUGUGAAAGGCUUUUCCAGCUACAGCCGUUUGGAAACAGAAGCAAAGCGUGUUUUAAUUUUUCAGUCAUGAACAUACACACACUUACAUAUGCACACACACACACGCGCGCACACACACACACACACACAACUCUCUCUCUCUCUCUCUCUCUCUCUCUCACACACACACACACACAUACACACACACACAUGCACGCACGUCUCGCACUCAUGUCCCUGUUGCUCACGUAGAUUAACUCACCUGUGGGUUUUUGGUUCGGUUCUUUUUUUGUUUUUUUUUUUGUUUUUGUUUUUUAAAUGUUACAGGGUCCGUUUGACGUCACACCUGAUUUUGUACGGAUUUUCUGAGGAGAUUCCUCCUUCUCCAGAGUCAUGGAGGUGUGGCCCACGGCUCUCCCUCCCUGUGACGUUGUGAUACACACACCCCACAGAGAUCUAUGUUUCUUAUAGUAUAUUAUUAUGAUUAUUAUUAUGUAAUAAAUUUAUAAGAAACCUU
Alligator mississippiensis (American alligator) is the source of this 12637-nucleotide messenger RNA. It is a transcript of the gene SHANK3, whose product is annotated as SH3 and multiple ankyrin repeat domains 3. The coding region runs from base 131 to 5656 and encodes 1841 amino acids. Gene Ontology annotation, cellular component: postsynaptic density; dendritic spine; postsynaptic membrane. The record is from RefSeq and is a predicted model, not a curated record. Lineage: Eukaryota; Metazoa; Chordata; Crocodylia; Alligatoridae. The transcript is spliced from 23 exons. Gene Ontology annotation, molecular function: synaptic receptor adaptor activity; ionotropic glutamate receptor binding.